This is a messenger RNA of Podospora bellae-mahoneyi, 482 nucleotides long. RefSeq lists its product as uncharacterized. The transcript is spliced from 2 exons. Lineage: Eukaryota; Fungi; Ascomycota; Sordariomycetes; Sordariales; Podosporaceae. Bases 216 to 482 code for a protein of 88 amino acids. The record is from RefSeq and is a predicted model, not a curated record.
UGAUGGGCAACCUUAUUAGCGGGGCGACGCAAGACUGUGCAGUGCCAGCUCCCAAUGAUACGCUGAUGAAAAACAAUGCAUCUUGUUUGGGGACUUUUACGUUGUGCUCUGUGCAUAUACAAUGUCUCUUCCUCGCUUACCCCUGACUAUUUCCUACCUAGUUCAUCCGACUAACAGCAAGGUGAACGUGGCCGUCGUAGAAAACACCCUUCUCAAUGGACUGGAUCAACCCCGACUCUGGUUUUACCAACCAUGAUUUUACUGUCUUCAGUUACCCAUACGAGCACGUCCCUGCCCGAGAUUACCACACCAAGGAAGCAGGACUAGGCAGCAACAUCGACCUCUUCAGUUUAGGACCCGAGCUUGAGCAGAGACAAAGGGCGGUAGCAAUAUGGAAAUUGGAUGCAGAUGAAGUCUCAUUGCAAGAUCAAGUCACCAGGGGCGUGGAUCAAGAACAAGUCUUCAAAAACAACUCCAUAUGA